Candidula unifasciata is the source of this 481-nucleotide messenger RNA. The record is from the annotation of a GenBank genome assembly. NCBI's taxonomy places the organism in Eukaryota, Metazoa, Mollusca, Gastropoda, Stylommatophora, Geomitridae.
GUCUGACGCAAGCAGGUGGUCAGAUCCUGGGCACACUGGUCAGCGGCUGGCUAGCCAACAGAGUCAGCACCAAAAUGGGAUACAACAACAUCGUGAUGGGCACCCACCUUCUCUCCAUGGUCAUCACUCCCCUCUACAUCAUCUUUGGCUGCAGCAACCAGCCCAUUUACGGACACGAGGGAAGGAACGGGAUACAGCUGAACAUGACAGACACCUGCGAGUGCAGAGGAACCAAAAACCUCAUCUCGUGUGGAGAUGACGGCCUCAAUUAUCUAUCUCCCUGUUAUGCUGGCUGCCAGAGUGUCACGGACAACGUGUUCACACAGUGUAGUGGGCUGACUGAGUUCAAUAACAUGAACCUCACAUCGGGACUUUGUGCCACCGAUUGCCACGGAAACUUUAUUCUCUACGUGGCGCUACACGCGGUGCAAAACACGUUGAUGUCUAUGUCAACUAUUCCCAUGAGGCUCUUGAUUUUAAG